UGUGAGGAAUCAGAUUUACCCCUGAGCCUUGGUUUCCACCCUCUGCCUCAGGACCAGAGCUCCCGUUGACUUUCUUGUAAGCAGCGUCCAUCUUCUCUCCCUAGGUGAACGGACCCGUGUGUAUGUCUGUGUGUGUGUGUGAUGAUGAUGAUGCUCAGAGAGUGUGUGAAGGGAGAAGAAGUUUCUCUGCUGCAGCUCUGUGCGGUUUUAACGCUCAGCAGCCAUGUGACACCACACCCCCCCCUCCUCCGUGUGGCGCUGUCACGGGAUGUUUUGCAACUGGAUCACAAUCUGGCACAUCUGGUUCUGGUUGUGCGCCGCUGGAUCGAUGCCCCGGCUGUGAUGUAGGCACUUUUUCUGUGUUUAACUUUUGUUUUGUUUUGUUGUGUUUCAGUUGUCGUCACUUUCAUCACCUUCAUCCUGAUGCUGCUGAGAAGCCCGCUGGUGUUUGUGCAGCCUGCAGAUCCGAGUCAGACCUCAGCAGAGGACGGCAUCCUCCCUCCCUCCCACCGGCCCCCUCCUCCUCUGGUCCACCUCCCUGUCCCCAGCGAGGGCCCCUCCCAUCAGAGCCACAACCUCUCCUAAUCCCCCCCCCCCAGCCCUCGUUGCCCCGGCGACGGCUCAGACGAGCAGGUGAUGCAUUGACAGGGAGCAGAUGGUUCCCUGCGGAGGGACACGUUUAUGUGUCUUUUGUCAGGAAGUCCAUCCUGUGGGAAAGAGGAAUCUGUCACUACACUGCCCGUGCUCGUCCGACAUAUCGUCCGUUGCAGUGUCCACGGUUCCUGUCUCACAUGAAAGCUCAUCCUGAAGACCUCAGACCUGCUGCUUUCCAGAGCUCCAGACCACAGCCUCCAUCUCAGGGGACGAGGCUGCACACACACGUCCUUGCUGCCCCAAACACCCGAGUGCCGGAGGGAUGCCUCCAUCUGAGUCCAGACAGAAGAAGAGAUGUUGUGCAGAGCGAAGGCCUGAGCGCAGGAUGGAGUUCUGCUGCUGUAGUUGUCCCCUGUCCUCCGCUCCCUGUCACUCCACCGCCAGCCGCCAUUAAUCCAACCCCUCCCCACCAAAAUACACUUCACCCUGCGUCUGGAAGAAAAAAGCCAGCGUCUCCCCCCCGCUCUCCCCCUGCUCCAAAGGAGGAUGAGCAACCUCAGGAGAGGGAGGAAGCUGUGGCGUCCGUCAGCGAGCCGGACUCCGAGCUGCAGCUCCGGCCUGUUGGGUCCCAGCUCUCUCAGGGGUCGCUCUCAGAUCUAAGUCGUCCACCUUCCAGUUCAUUCAGCCGCAGCACAAACCUCACCAGUGGCAGGAGCAGUGUCCUGUCUGCAGCAGUUACCAGGGACUCAGACCCAGAGGACGGUUCCUCCGCUCCUCAGCCUUCACCGGUGACGUCACCUCUGCUGCCGUCUCUCCCUCCAUCAGGAUCCGACCCUCAUCAACCCUCUCUGAACAUCCCUCCAGUCUGUGAGCCGCUCUUUGGACAAACCACACCUCUCUCAUCUCGCCCGACUUCACGCCUCCACCCCAACUCAGACAAACCUCUGAGCAGUCGCCAAAGCACCAGAAGUCUCCCCGGGGAAGCUUUCGUAGAUCUUCACCCGUCCUCGGACUCCGAUCGAGGCCUAGUCCCGCUGGCGUUCCCCUCGGCCACCUGGUCUUCCUGCCCAAGUCCACAAACAACCUCCCCCCGCUCAGGGUCAGCGGCAGGCCUGAGCCCUUCCCCUCCCCUGAGUCGGCUGGAGUCUCACCGCUGGCCCGUCCUGCCUCCCAUCUCCCCUGUCAGAGGACGCUGUGGCACAGCGGCGUCACAUGACUCCGAGCUCAGCUGCAGCCACUCACACAUGUUCGAUGAACUGGAGGCCAUCGCCCCUUCGUCUAUUUCCUGUCGGUCUCAGGAGCAGGCGUCAGACUCUUCAGGAGGCUCUUCACCUCACAGAGAGCUGUCCCCUGGCCUGGCAGCGCUGACGAUGGGCUGUGACUCGGGGAAUCUGGGCCCCCUGUCCCGGGUCCAGCUGCUGCUCCUGGACCGACCAGAGCCUGAGACCUCGCCUAGCCCCUGCGGUCUGGAGGACGGGUUCCCACCUCUGGAGGACUGGAUGCAGUACGAUGCAGGACUGACACCAGAAGGUGCUCGGAGGCCCCUCACAGCUGGCAGCAUCUCUGAAAGGUGUGACUCCGCAGGGAGAGUCCAGGGAAACAAAUCGGACCUUUCUGACGAAGGCUCCGGUUCCCCGUCGUCAUGGAUCAUCGACCCGAGUCCGUCGGCCAACAUGUUCCGAUCCUCGUGCUCUCCCUGCCCGUCCGACCACAGUUGCAGCUCUGUUGAAGGAGGCCCAACCGAGGAGGAGUCGGAUUAUCCAGGACGUGUUGGGUCCUCCGCCGAGUGGAGGAGCCCCGAGAGACUCGAUCACAGAACCGCAGAGACGGAGGGAAAGAUGGAGGAGAGGAGAACCAAGGUGCUGACCUUGCUUUCCAAACUGCAGGACGCUGCUCCCCAGCAGGGCGGACGCAGCAAAGCUUCCUCCAACUUCGAGGACUUCGACUUCUUGGCAAAGUAUUGUAUCUUCAGUCAGGAGAAACUCGAGGACUACAAAAGAGCUUUUGAUGAAGAGGACGGUGACGGUGACGGCUACAUCUCCUCUGUUCAGGCUCUUCUUGCUCUUAAACACGUCAUCCCUUCAGAAAUGCUGUCGGAUGAAGAAGAGAUCUACGUCUGCAGGAUCCUGGAGAUGGUGGACUUCAGAAUGACAGAUGGGCUCGUGGACCUGAGGCUCUUUUCCGUCAUUGCGAGCCUGGCGCAGAAAAUAGCCACCAUGGAUGAGUUCAUGCGGUCGCUCAUCGGCAGUAUGGACUUUCGCUCUCUUGAAGUGAGGCUCUUCAAAGCAAAGCGGCUGUUCCUCUUCCUCCUGGAGGAGCCGCGAGGAGACGACGGAGCUCAGCAGGGCUUCAUCAGCGCAGAGCAGCUGCUUCUGGAGCUGAAGGCCGGCGGCAUCCAUCUCGAGCAGGAGCCGGCCAUCACACUGCAGCUGCAGCACUUUCCACCUCUGGACCUGCUGGACUUUCUGGCCUACCUGCCGCUCUUCAUGCUCAUUCACAACUCGGUCAUCUCCAACCCUCUGGACGACUCCAGCCACCUCUGACCCCAGUCACUGGGUAUCGUUUUUUUGCGAUACGAGGCUCAGCUUCCACAGCUUUUCCACAUUCGGAGUUCAAAGCAUGAACAUACCAAGGUCUGACAAGGACCAGGACAGUAAUGAGAUCUUCUCUGGGACUAUUACACUACUAGUUCUAUGAGGAAAGACCAUGUUACCUGGACGGCUGCUGUUCCUCCUGGAGAUGAGGAACAUGCCGUAGAGCUGUGAAGUGCUGUCUAUGGUCCUGAAACGUUCUGCAGCUGUGGAUGUUCCUCCACUGCCUCAACUAUUCACUGUGCAGAGACUUUACUGAAGAUCCAUUAUUCUGGCAGAAGGAGAAAGCUGCUGCUGCUCUACAUCAGGGGUGUGGAUCAUGUAAAUAUGCUGCUGCUGCAACAACGGCUUAUUGUUCUGGGGUUUAAAAAAAAGAAAUAAACGAUUCAGCAGAAACGUUUCUGACUCCUCCUUCCAGGCUAAUCACCGCUGAUGAAAGAUAUUCAAUAAGAUAUUCCACUAAUAAAGUUUUUGCCAUUUUUUUCACCAGCUUUGCCAAUUAGACAUGGUCAUGCUCUCCUGUGUUUCAUACACACUGGACAGAACGGCACACAGGGAAACAUAAUGGACUCUGACAGCUAGACAACCAGGACUGGACAGGGACGUCCUCUGAGCAGAAUAUGUCUUCAUGUAGAGUCCAAAUGUACAAGAAACUGUGAUUCUAGAGGCUGAUGUUAAACCUGCAGUGUUCAUCUUCCCUAGUUUUAGUUUUAUUCCUCUCAGCUGUCACGUCAUCCUUAUCUUACGGUGACCUUUAUAAAUGUCAGAGCUGUGUAAUUGAAACGAGAACCUGACGAGGCCGUUCAUGUGUAGAAAGCUUGUUCCUGUCCUUCCUUGAUCGAUUUUCACAGAUUGAAUCAACUGUGGGAGGAUCAAAGUAACAAAUGUCUUGGUUGUGACGUUUGCAAAAGGUGGAAAUAAACAGACAACGAGCCGAUUCUAUCUCUCUGCUGGAACAUGGACCUAGUUUGUGUUUAACUCUAUAAAGUGAGUCACGUUUGUGGGUGUGUACUGUGAUGUUUUCUUAAUUUUCUACCUGUAUUUUCACAUUUUCUCACUUUUAUUGACUUUACUUUGACACCAUUUGUUAACUCUGGAAUCUUCACAUCAUCUCAGAUUAUUUGCGAUACUGCUGACACGUGUUGUUCUGGUCGGAAAUAACUGGAUAAAUAAAAUAUGCUGAUUUGAA
Molecule: messenger RNA, 4374 nt
Organism: Limanda limanda (common dab)
Lineage: Eukaryota; Metazoa; Chordata; Actinopteri; Pleuronectiformes; Pleuronectidae
Product: histone-lysine N-methyltransferase 2D
Exons: 17
Coding region: 123-3137 (1004 amino acids)
Molecular function (GO): calcium ion binding
Source: RefSeq, a predicted model, not a curated record